Messenger RNA from Diaporthe batatas, 1578 nucleotides. RefSeq lists its product as uncharacterized. The record is from RefSeq and is a predicted model, not a curated record. The coding region runs from base 1 to 1578 and encodes 525 amino acids. The transcript has a single exon. Lineage: Eukaryota; Fungi; Ascomycota; Sordariomycetes; Diaporthales; Diaporthaceae.
AUGUGUCCCAGCGCCCCCGAAACAGUCGAAAGCAUCCAGGCGGCGCUAGAGCCUUACGUUCGGACGCGUGAAGAGGUGUCGCAUAUCCGACGGGUGCUCGCCCUGCACCUUCUCUCAGCUUAUGAGAAUGGUCCUCAGCCCGGGUCUCUGGCCUUGCCAGGGCCAGACUGCAUCAUCAACUCGACAGCUGGCGUCCGUGGCAUUCAGAGGGAUUAUCUGAAGGCACUUCAUGCCAACAUCAAGGCCAAGCAAGACCAGGAGGUAGUCAGGCAAGCGGUACAGGAAGGCAGAUCUUCUACUACGAGAGGAAUUAGUACCGCUAACCGGCUGGAAGAGCAUGUCACCUCCAUCAAGCUCGAGAGAAAGCAGGCACGUCUCCAGGCUGUCGAGAGAUACAUGGAGGCCCUGGGCCGAAAGCCGGCUGCAGCGCCAGAGUUUGUGCGGCCAGAGGAAAUAUUCAAGGAUGGUCACCGCUUGCCAGAUGUACCCAAAACCGUGGUCAGCGGCUUUUCUGUCAACAAUGGGCCAGCCAAACCCGACCUGAAAGCCCUCGUCGAUCGCUUGGAGAAGGCGGUGCUGAGGUCCAAGCUACUGCUAAAGAAGGAAGAACAAUUGCUGGAGGAUGUAAGGUCUCGCUCCACAGCAACGCGCGACACAAUCACCGACAGUUCGAAGCUUGCGGCGUUGAGUGCGACUCGGAACGAGCUCAUCAGCUGGAUGGAGGCAGAGCUAAGUAAGGCUUCGCACCUCGAUGAGACGGAGCACAAUGAACCGGGUGGGAAACAACAACCUACGGCGGACAGGGUUCAUGUGAAUGAGCAGCUUUCCGUCGUCAAGGGAAAAUACGCCAAAUACGUCGCAGCGCGCAAGGCUCUCAUCGAGCUGGUCCAACAGCGAACAAAACCCGUGGAGAUGGAGUCCCCUUCAAGGACCACGUCUGGUGCUCAACCCGAGGUCGCGCGCACAACCCCGGCGACACAUCUCAUCACGCCUUAUAUCGAGGGCCUGGUGCAAGUUGGCCAGGCUCAGAGGAACUACAUUGCCCAGAAAUCACACAUAAAUACAGUCUUCGCGAGACAAACAGAAGAAACCAUACGGGCUUUGGACCGUCUGUCCGAAGAAAGCCAGCUGAUACCCGAACAUUCCAUUCCAGCCGCUGCGAGGGGUAGGACUGGUCUGGAGACCGGCUCAUCCAGCAAUCACGUCGACAGAGUCUCAGAACGCGUGCAGCCGUGGGUUUCAGCAGCGGACACAGCAAAGCUUGCGACACUUGAGGCUGUAGCGGAGAAGAUCGAGCAAGGACAGGUCGCUCUCGAAAAGUCCACGAGGUCACUAGGGGAAAUCGACCAGCUGCUAGGUCGAAAUACGAUCACCGGAGGCGAGCCCAUGACCGACGAGGAUACAACAAUAGACGACAUCUGGUUAGCAGAAUCUUCCUCCCCACGCAAAGUGCCAACAUCGAAAGCAUUUACCAAAAACAAGAGCAACUUGGUCAAAGAGAAGGAAGAUAUCUGGUCGACAUUGGAUGGUAGUGUCGGGCUGAUCAAUGCCGAAGACUCCCCACGAAAGCUUCUGUAG